Messenger RNA from Sciurus carolinensis (gray squirrel), 5006 nucleotides. It is a transcript of the gene Znf772, whose product is annotated as zinc finger protein 772. Bases 141 to 1556 code for a protein of 471 amino acids. NCBI's taxonomy places the organism in Eukaryota, Metazoa, Chordata, Mammalia, Rodentia, Sciuridae. Gene Ontology annotation, molecular function: RNA polymerase II cis-regulatory region sequence-specific DNA binding; DNA-binding transcription repressor activity, RNA polymerase II-specific. Gene Ontology annotation, biological process: negative regulation of transcription by RNA polymerase II. The record is from RefSeq and is a predicted model, not a curated record. The transcript has 4 exons.
UCCAUUAGCGGGUCAGUCUCAGGAUCGCACCGUCAGUGACAGGCAGGGGAAGACGGGGGAGGCAGCGUCUCCCUAAGCGGUGCGGGCCGCGGCCCGCGGGGGCGCGGGCUUGCCCGCGUCGCCUGCCAGUCCCCGGCCCGAUGGCGGCGGCCGUGCCGCUGGACCGCGCGCAGGAGCGGGUGGACUUUGAAGAUGUGUUCGUGCACUUCUCCCAGGCAGAGUGGGCGCUCCUUGAUGCGGCUCAGCGGCUCCUGUACCGCGACGUGAUGCUGGAGAACUUUGCCCUUAUGGCCUCCCUGGGACGUGCAUCUUCCCUGUGUCAUAGAGCUGCUUCAUUGGAGCUGGGCAGUGAGCCCUGGGAACCUGAUUGGGUGGACAAUACUCCAGCCAUUGCCAGAGAGACUCUAGGCUGUUGGCGUGGAGUGCAGGAUGAGGAGGCACCUAAGCAGAGCAUUUUUAUAGAGGGAGUUUCACAAACCAGGACUCCCAAGGGAGGCUCUUCUACCCAGGACUCCUACCCCUGUGCGAGGUGUGGUCAGCUCUUGAAAGACAUUUCACACUUGGCCAAGCACCAGGAAACACACCCUGGGCAGAAACUGUACUUGUGUGUGGCAUGUGGGAAGCAGUACUGGUUCAGUGAGACCCCUCACCAGCUCCAGAAGCAGCCCAGUGAAGAGAAACCCAAUAGAAGAGACAAGGGCAGUACCUUUCUUGGGAACCACUGUCCUGUCCAACCCUCAGAGAUGCCUUUUAUGACAAGAAAGGGUUGUAAAGACUCCCCAAGCAGCUCAAGCAUUUUCCCGCAGCGUCACCCUCACAGUGAGUGGGAUCCACCUGGUGACACCAAGUAUGAGGAGACCUUUCCCAGUGGACAGAGACAUUACAGAUGCAGUGAAUGUGGGAAAGCCUUCAGCCGCAAAGACUCACUUGUUCAACACCAGAGAGUCCACACUGGAGAAAGGCCUUAUGCAUGUGGUGAAUGUGGGAAAACCUUCAGCCGAAAACCCAUACUUGCUCAGCAUCAGAGAAUCCACACUGGAGAAAUGCCAUACGAAUGUGGCAUAUGCGGGAAGGUUUUCAAUCAUAGCUCUAACCUUAUUGUACACCAGAGAGUCCACACUGGAGCGAGGCCUUAUAAGUGCAGUGAAUGUGGGAAAGCCUAUAGCCACAAGUCCACACUUGUUCAGCAUGAGAGCGUUCACACUGGAGAAAGGCCUUAUGAGUGCAGCGAAUGUGGAAAAUACUUUGGUCACAAGUACAGGCUCAUUAAACAUUGGAGUGUUCACACUGGUGCAAGGCCUUACGAAUGCAUUGCAUGUGGGAAGUUCUUUAGCCAAAGCUCUGAUCUUAUUGCACACCAGAGGGUUCACAAUGGUGAAAAGCCAUAUGUGUGCAGUGAAUGUGGAAAAGCCUUUAGCCACAAACAUGUACUUGUUCAGCACCAUAGGAUUCACACUGGAGAAAGGCCAUAUAAAUGCAGUGAGUGUGGGAAGGCCUUCAGGCAAAGGGCUUCCCUCAUCCGCCACUGGAAAGUCCACACUGGAGCAAGGCCUUAGUUUGCAGGUGCAGCCAUGCCCUUGUUCAGCAUGACUGGUACCUGAGAACAGAUCAAAAAGCAGUCUUUGUUGUGUAGCCCUCGGUCACAGGUUGAGCCUCAGGCAAUCACACAUCUGCCCUGGGGAAUUCCUGAAUGCCAGCUGUGUGGGAAGCUCUCCGGGACUUUGCUGUGAUUUUGACCUGCACGGACCCUUGCUAGAAUCCUGUCACUGGCAUCGCCUCUGAGGAGGCACUGUUCUAGCACUUGAGUCCUAUGGUGCACUCCAGUGCGCAGUGAGCGCCACACCUCUGUGCCCCUCAGCUGAGUCAUCAGUAGCCCAAGGCCGUGGAGCACCCUCGUUCUCUCCCGCCUCUCCCGCCUCUCCCCUGGCUAGAUUAACCUGAACUUGGCCAGGUUUUGGCCUGUAGAAUUCUGCCAGCUGCCAGCACAGGUUUUCUUUCUGCAUGGACAUUGUUGGUCUCAGGUGGCACCUGUGGUGGAUUGGCCCAGUUUCUCAGACAUCUAACCUGAAACUGCCUGCCUUAGACUGUUCUGGUUUGGCUCAGAUGCCUUAAUUUCUAUAUUACUUUUAGUCUGGGGGAUUCCGUUAACUUUGUUGGUUGGUCUGGGAGCAGAAUUCACUGCCAUGAAGGGAUGAAGAGCUUUUGUGAGAGCUCUAGUGUUUGUGUCUUGAUGAUGCUUGUAGGAUGGCAAAGAAUAGCCCUCAUUCUAGCGUCAGCCUCUCUUGCAUUGGUGCUUGCUCUCUCCUAGGAAAGAAUACUCACCUUUGCAGGUCCGAUCUUGGGUCUGUAUACCAGUAGUAUUUAUAUGACCAAAGUUACCCUAAGCAGUGGGAGUUUGACAAUCCUGUAGUGUGUCUGGGAACAUUUUAAAUUGGGUCUCUUAUUCUCAGAGGAUAUUUCAUAUUUUCCAGUCCUUUUGAGGAUAACUUGACCCUUAGGACCUGAAAUAUGUCAUUUGGUAGGCAGAUACCUCUGGUGUCCCAAAGAAGGACCAGGUGGGAACCAUAGUACAGGACCCUGAUUAACAGGGAGUUAAGAGAGUGCAGCAGACUAUAGGGAUGGAAAGUAUAUCCAUAGUAACCAGGUGUGGUGCCAUACCUGUAGCCCCAGCUACCCAGAAGGCUGAGGCAGGACGAUCAGUUGAGCUCAGGAGUUCAAGACAGCCUGGGCCACAUAAUGAGACCCCCAUCUCAAAAAAAGUUUCUCCACAAAUGUUUCCAUCACUCUGGCUUUAGGGGGAUUUGCAGAAAUUCUCAAGACUCCCAUACCUUUGUCUCUCAUGGCUAAGGUCACUGACAGAUGUCAUUCUAAAUAUUUUCUGCAACAGAUGGGACAUAACUAUAGUGUACAGUCUCAAGUUUUGAUACAUAUUUGCACCUGUGCAGCCAAAAGUUUCUUGAUUCCCUUUAUAAUUUAUCCCUUUCCUGUCCUCAGGUGAUCGCUGAUCUACUGUUACUGCAGGUUUGUUUUUAUUGCCUGGAUUUUGUAUGUGUGAACUAAUGCAAUACAUCCUGAGGUAUCUAGCUUCUUUUACUCUGAUUAUUUGUGUUCAUCCAGGUUGUCUUGUGUGUUGGUAGUUUAUUUCUAUUCUUUUGUACUGUCACUGAGCAUAUUCCAUUUCGGAGAAAUAUUUCCAAAGCAAGUCAUCUGGAGACACUCGCCCAGAAACCAAACUGCAGUGUCUAUUAUAAUCAACCUUGAGGUGAGGUACAGUGUGUAGGUACACUGACUAGUCCUGGUAAAGGUGGGAGGGAGCUAUGUGACCAAGUAAAUACAAGGAGGUAGGGAUUUAGGGGUGGGGAGAGUGUUCCUGGGAUAUUGGUGACUUCAGUCAUGUGCUUUGUUUUCAUUUUACUUUUUUAGUCCUUUAAUGGUGAAUUAAAUUGACUGCUUUUCCAAUGUCAUGCCAACCUUGCAUUUCUAGGAAAAAACAUUUUAUUAUUUUAUGUAUUGGUGGAUUUGUUUAGGUGUUUUAAAUUUUUUUUUUAGUCUACAUUCAUGAGGGAUGUUAGUUUCUAACUUUCUUUUAAUGCCUGGGUUUGGCUUUGGUUCCAGCAUAAUGUUGACUUUACAGAAUAAUUUGGUAGAUAUUCCUUACUACUGAAUUAUCCGAAAGAGUUUGUGAAAUUGGUAUUUCUUCCUUAAGUGUUUGGUAGAAUUCACCAGCGAAGCUAUCUGGGUCUAGAAUUUGUUUUGUAUGAAAGUUUUUAACCACAAGAUUAAUUUCCAUGUUCCUCCUCCUCUCUUUCUCUGUCUAGAACAAGUUUUAAUGGAUUAUGUCUUGCAAGGAGUAACUUGUUAAUUUUAUUUAAGUAGUCAAAAUGUUCAAAAUUCCCUUAUUACUAGUAGUAUCUAGAAUCUGUAGUCAUGCUAUUUCUCUUAUUCUGAUACUGGUGGUAUCUAUACAGAAUUUUUAAUUCUUGAUCAAUUUUGAUAGAGAUUUAUAAUAAAUGUUAUGAUCUUACAGCAUCUGGUUCAUUAAUUUCUCCACUUUGUUUCUUUUUUUCUCUUUCAGUCUGACCUUUACUAAUACCUUCAGCUUUUAUUAGAUUUCAUUUCUCUUUUGCUACUUUUUCAUAUAAAAGGUGUCCUUCAUUUGACACCUUUGGGGUUUUUAUGUUUUUACUAAUAUAGGUACAUCAUGGUAGCAUUGUCCCAUAAGGACUUUUAGUUCCCUCCCAUGAAACUUGACAUAUUGUGUUUUCAUUUUAAUUAAGUUUAAAAUCUUUAAAAUUUCUUUAUAAAUCUCUUAACAUGUCUCUCUUUAGAAGUGUGUUAGUUUCCAAGUAUUUCAGGAUUUUCUUUAUUUUUUUUUUCUGUUAAUUUAUAAUUUAACUCCAUUUCAGAGUACAUACCUUAUGACUUGAAUCAUUUGUAUUUCCCAGAAUAUGGGCUAUCUGUAAGAGUUGCAGGUUCACCUGACAUGACUGUAUAUUGUACUAUUGUUAGGUAAAAGGUUCUAUAAGUGUCAAAGGUCAGGAUGGCUAAUAAUAUUGUCUAAGUUUUUUGUAACCUCACUUAUUUUCUGUGUUUGGGAAUUGUUUAUAGCAAUUAUUUGAAUAUAAUUGUUUACAUCUUUAAAUAUAAAAGUAGAUUUACCUAUUUCUCUGUGCAGUUCUAUCAGUUUUUUCUUCAUAUAUUUCCAAGCUGUUUUACUUGGUGAAUAAACAUUUCCUAUUGUUAUGUCCACUUAAUGAGUUACCUUCCUUAUCAUUAUGAUCCUCCUUAUCUACAGCAGAAUUCUUUGCUCUAAAAUCUACCUUGUGUGAUAUGAUACAAUUAACAUGGUAUAAUUUUGAUUGGACACUCAAUUUCACCUCUGUGGGUAUUGAAAAUCUUUGUAUCUCUGUAGAUACUCUUCAUUUUCUUUCUAUUACCUUAAGUUACUUGGAAACAAUAUGAUCUUUGAAGACCUUGAUCUGUGCACUUUCAUUCCCCACCCAAUA